GAGUAAUGGGAGAUAUAUUCCGAAAAGAAAAAAAUAACAUUUUACACGUUUAGAACAGAACGAUCUGACUAUGAACUGACCUAGAGCACAGUUCAAGCAAAUUACACAUUACCGAAGGUCAUAAAUCUACCGGGAAAGAACAGAAAGGCGUGUUCGAAGUGAGAGAAAUUUCAUUCGGGAAAAUAAAAUAACAAAGAUGGUGGACCGACUGGUGAACAGUGAGGCAAAUACACGGCGUAUUGCCAUGGUGGAGUCCUGUUUUGGGACUUCUGGGCAGCCGUUAAAUGUACCUGGCCGUGUGUUGGUAGGGGAGGGCGUUCUAACAAAGAUGUGCAGAAAGAAGCCCAAACCAAGGCAGUUUUUCCUCUUCAAUGACAUCCUGGUAUACGGAAAUAUUGUGCUCAAUAAAAAGAAGUACAACAAGCAGCACAUCAUCCCUCUAGAAGAAGUUCAGCUCUCGUCAAUAGAAGACGAUGGACAGUUCCGUAAUGGCUGGUUGAUCAAGACCCCAACAAAAUCCUUCGCUGUGUAUGCCGCAACAGCAACAGAGAAGGGAGAAUGGAUGGCACACAUUAAUAAGUGUGUCACAGACUUGCUACGUAAAAGUGGCAAGAAGGCAGCAGAGAAACAUGCUGCUGUGUGGGUCCCAGAUGGUGAGACGCAGGUGUGCAUGCACUGCAAGAAGACCCAGUUCACUCUUAUCAAUAGAAGGCAUCAUUGUCGCAAGUGUGGAAAAGUAGUGUGUGGACCAUGCUCUAGCAAGAAGGUUUUGUUGAUUCAUCAGUCCAACAAGCCCCUUCGUGUGUGUCUUACUUGCUAUGACGAAUUGUCAUCGGCGCAGACAGAGACUGGAAAUGAGACACCCAUCAACUCAAUGGCAGGUAGGAUGAUUGACAUCACAUUAGAGGGUGAUGAUAUAGGAAAGGAUAGUGAUUCCAACGAGGACAUAAGCAUCGCACAGAUGGAUAAUCCAAAUGUGGAAUCGGGUCCGGUUCCCCCCCCUCGACGUACCUCCAGAGCCCGAACUGGGGAGGACAAGGAUAAACAGGAAGGAAACAUCGGGGCUGAUCUCGUUGACAUUCCUUGCGACUUGUUUGGGGAUCCAAACGACAAGCAAGACGACGAUGCCCUUCCGCCUACCCUGUGGUGGGAUGACAUCGAUUUGAAGGAACCACUUUCUGACGGAGAGGGAGAGGAAGGUAUGAAAGAGCGAAAUGACUCUUCCGGAGACGAUGACUCAGAUGACGACACGGAUGACCCUUCAUUGCAGUCACCCCAGUCGCCAACAGAGACGAUGACAUUCUACGAAGGGGGUGAAGCAAGUAAUGGCGAAGCUUCAACCAUGCUAGAUGCCUCAGCCUCCUCAGCCGUGGAGACACCAGCUGCCAGCGAUGCCUCUACUGCUGAUGCAACCCCUAAUCCUACUGAAUAGAUGUAAAAGUGGCCUUACAGUAACACCAAAUCACCAGCUCUCAGAAAAAUUAGUAUUAGGAAAUUUUUGGAUGUGGACAAUAGCAAUAGGGGACUUUCUCACUGGCAUGGAAUGACUUUUACUGCUCCAAUCAUUGCAUAAUGUUGAAAAAUCAUGAACAGCCUUAGAUCCUUGGGUGUUGGGUAAUACUGAAGUAGCAUAAGGUAAAAUUGGGUACAGGAGUUACCAUGAACAAAGAUGAAUAAAAGCAUAGAGGAUUGUGAUCCAGUUACUAUAUAUCUCAAAUAGGAGUGUAGUGGAUGAUAUUAUUAUGAGUGUAUGUGCCUUUAAUUAGAUUUCCUUGAUUACCUUUUACCUACAGACAUCAACUUACAUUUACACUCACUCACAAACUUAAACACAGACUCACAAUCAUCCUCACUUUGUCUAUUUUCUCAUCUGCUUUCACUUUCUCAUACAUAUUUACUCACACACACAUACACACAUUUCAAUUCUUUACAUGUGUAUGUGUGCAGAAUGAGUAAGAGAAGAAAAUGUGUCAGUGUUACUGCAUGUGCAACAAGAGUGAUAAAUGUGAUAGCAGUUGAAGAAGUUGGCUUCUUGAAAUCAACUUCCUUGCGAUCAGUGUGCAUACAUGUUUUAUUUUGUAUACCAAUAGAUAUAUUUUAUGCAUGGGAUCACAAUAUGGUUUGUUACAAAUUUCAGUGAUUUGGCUGUUGGUGACUUGCAAAUAUUAUCUCCCUCCAUGUGUCCAGUAAAGGUUUUUUUUUAUCAGUUUAACUACAUUAUAGUCAAGCUAGAUGCAUCUCCUAUGACAUUUUUUUUUCUGUAUAGUUGACUGUCAUUAUAUAAGGAAGACUAAGUUUGGGAAAUGGAACUGGAAUCUUUUUUUUUCUCUCUCUAUCACUAUACAGUUUAUAGUUGAUUCCUCUGCUGUCAUCUAUUCUUGUAGUGUUCUUUGCCUAACCCAAUACAGUUGCAUGGGAAGCUUUGGUAAAUUUUUACUUGCUAGGAGAUCAAAGUAUUUCUUAAUUUGUACUUCCUUACAUUAGUCCUUAAAAAAAAAAUCUUUGUCAGCUUAAAUUGUUUGUCAUUGUUUCUUUUUUAUUACUGUUUUUAAAUGUGAUUAAAUGUGAGAUUUUAUUUCAGUGACUAUUUUAGGAGAUAGAAAUGCAUAGCUCCUUGAAUUUUAAGAGAUGUAUUGAAAGAAAGAAUAAUAGAUAAUCAAAAGAGCUUUUACUGUCUUUGUAAUCAUAUGCAUUGUUGCUUCUGCAUGCAUGAGAUGCUAGCAUAUUUUGUUCUUUAUCGUGUACUAGGAUCAGAGGUCUGAAGCUAAUUGCAGGGUUCUUGUAAAACCAUAUUAUUCACAUUCAUCUUUGUUUCCUGAACAAGAUAUGUCUGCACUUGUAUAUUAAUUUUUGAUUAUUCAUAUAAAACACUUUAAUUUAACCAUUUUGCUUUGGAGAUACCUUGAUGUUUUGCAUUGUUUUGUACUAUUAAGAAAUGUGUUGAUAUUGGACAGAGCUAUAGAUAGUGGUACAACAGGUCACCAUGUAACUAAGAAAAGAGAUGUCUGCCUUUAAAAGGGGUAAGAAAUCUGAUGAAGUAGAUUUACACAAGUUACCCCUUUUUUUUUAAAGAUCUGACAUCCCUUUUUCUUUUCUUUUUUUCGUACAUUAUAUCAUGCAUCCUAUUUGUUAUUCAUAUGAAUCAUGUUUAUUGUUUAAGAGAUAUUUAACCAAGACAGUUUGCGAAAGAUUCUUCAUUCCUCUUUUUUUUUUUCUUUCUCUUUCACUCUCAGUUUUCUUUCAAAUUUCCAAGGUGUAUUUUUAUUUUCGUCUUCUGUGUCUUUGUGCGUCACUACCUUACAGUCUUUACAAUCAUUUAGAAAUAUAUUGAAACAUUAUUCAUGGAAUUGUAGCAUUGAAUACUCACCCUGAAAUCUCUGGUGUGAUUUAAGGAAUCUGUGUUGUCCAAAUUUCUGUCAUGGAAAAUAUAUUGGGAAAUUGUCUGGGAAACAAUCAGCUGGCUUUUUUUCCAUCAUGAAAACCAUUUUCUGAUUUUUAAACAUAAUAUCAUUUUGUUUUUUGUAGCAAUUAUGAAUAUCCUGAAUACCAUAGGAAUAUCAGAGGUUACUCAAAAUUUGGAAAACAUGGUUUUUAUCAAUAUAGUUCACUUUUUUAAAGUUACGCUGAGGGAUUUUGGUUUUCACCUCUCACCUUUUUACGGAUAAUGCUAUUACUUGAUGUUGAUAUGGAAGACAUAUAUUAGUUUGCCCAUCAUUAAGUUCAACAUUGCUAAUCAUUCUCAUUAACUCUUUAUUGGACAGGCUUGUGAUACAGAUUAGUCACAUGCAUUUAUGGACUUUCAGUCUUAUGAUUAAUGUUUGCUGAUUAGACCUGAUUUCCCCCCAAAAAAAAUUAAGAAGCCUAGGAAUCAUGAGCAAUGUUACUUUUGAAUAUUAUCAGGCAGCUUAGACAUGUCUUUAUUUUCAGGUAUGAAACUAUAGUUGAUUUAAAGCUUGGAUUUUUUUCUCUAGAUCUGUACAAACAAAACAGUCUGAAUGAGUUAUAGUGUGUAUAUCUAGUAUGAAUUUCUUUCUUGCAUAUUGAUUAGGACAUUAUUUGCACAUUCAUUUAUAUAUACAUAUAAAUAAAUAUAUAAAUAUUACUUCAGUUCAUUGUUCACUAGUAGGGUUAGUGUACACUUUUUUUUAAUUAUUUUUAGAAAAGUAUGGUUUAAAAGACAUGUUGAUCACAAUGAGGAAAAUGAGCAUUGAUCAUGUUCUGGUAAGAUUUGUUAUAUCACCAUGAUCGUUCUUUUUUAUUCUCUAUCUGCUACAUGCCAGUAGUGAAUAACAACAAAAGCUUACGUGUUGUACUGCUCUUGCACUAACUUGGCAUGGUAUCCUUUUGGGGGGGAGGGGAGUGGGGGGGACUGCCAUAUUUGUAAACUGUUUGGGUGUAAAUUGAAUUUAAGUAGCAGAUUACAAACACAAAGCAUGGUAAGAAUGAGAAACUACAUGAACAUCUUGUAUGAACUAGCCAGUUGCUUAUAGAGCAUGGCUACUGCACCAAGUUAGUGAGAGUAGUAUAGUAUUGCCUUAAGAGCACAUAGACUGCCUUUACUUUAAACUCGGGUAAUAUUCCUUCAUGCUAAACACAUGGAUAACUUUCUGAGUUGAUAAUAAAGUAGUAUAAAUAAUUUUUAUACCAUGUGUCAAGGUCUUUGUGCUAGAAAGCCUAGUAACAUAUAUUAUCUUCCUCAACUCAUACCCACUCAUUUCCCUGACUCCUGAUGUUCAGUACAUCAAAAUGUAAAAGAUUAAAUGUUGCAAACCACAUGCUUUCUGUCAUUUCCUCACCAUCUGCUACACUCAGACAUUUGAACAUCCAAAAAUAUACGCAUUCAAGCAUAAACUUGCCCUUGUGUGUACACUCACCCGAGCAUUCACUUACACUCACACUUAUACACUGGUAAAUUCUCUUCCCAUUUUUUAAUUUCUUUUUGUGGGUAUUAUUACAGAGGAAGUUCUCUUUUUCCUGGAGGCUUUCAGAAUAGAUCACUUGUGUAUAGGAGGCUUCAACAUAGAAACACAUUGCUUUAUUUCACAAUUAAUGAAUAUUACCAUCAUCAAAGAAUAAAAAAGAAAUAGUAAUUAUUUGCUCAUAUUGGAAACAAACUGAGGUAAGGCUGGCAUAAUAGUUUGUAGAAUCAUAACAUGUGCCCUCCAGAGACUGUGCCUUGUAUGAAGCGAGAGAAAAGUGAUAUUGUAUAUUUCAUGGUUUAAUGUAUGGUUUUAUAAUACAAGUCAGGACUUUUCCUUUUUCUUUUUAUUCUUUGUUUGCUUUUUUAUAUUCAUUCAUAUAACUGACAUUCCACUGCACCUGUUGCACAGGGAAAGGUUGCCCCUUUUGAUCAGUUUUUGUACUCUUGGCACUCUCCAAAUGGCAGUAUACUCUCCAGCUCUUUUGGAAUUACCUGUUACAGUUAAUGAUGAACUGCCUUCACAGGCCAACACAUUAAUCUGUAGUAGAAGCUGCUACUAUAGUGUUUCCUGCCAAUUGCAGAGCAACUCAUCAUAAAUGCUAUUGAUCAUUUACUGUUAUCUGCUAAAGCAGGACAUGCAUUAUAGUUAUUACUUUCGCUGUUGGUCAGUUACUGUUGCAGUUCAAUAUUUAAGACACUGUUAUAACUACAAAUUAUUUAUUUUUAAGUGCUUGAACAAUUAACAGUAAAUGUAAGCAUGAGGAGCACCCUUCAUGCUAUAGAUCCUGUGCUGGAGCAAUACAAAACAGCAUUUAUGCAAUUGAUCACAUGCUGUUAACUGCCAGUGCAGAGUAGCCCUUAAAGACAUAUAUUGUGUCCAUUGUCCAUUGUCAAUGUGGAGCAAACACUAAAGACACUUCAUAUGCUGUCGAUUACAUGCUACUGCAGAAUAAUACUAAACACAUGAUGUAUGUUACUGAUCAUUUACUGAUAAUUGCUAAAGCAGAGCAAAACUAGAGGCACCAAAUCCUAGAAGUUCAGGUGCAGGAAGUUUGGCUCAGAACUGUCAGAAGUUUCAGGUCCUGACUUAGUAAUAACAUGCUUUCCUAAUGUUGCAUUUUGAGAAGCAUAAUUGCUUUAAAAUAUGGUUGUUUUAAAUGUAUUAUUUUAUUUGUGGAUAUUCAUACAGCUGAUAUAUUGUAUAUGCUAUCAUCAUAUAUAUGAUUGGAAAGUUGUGUCUUCCAUGAUGGUAUAUAAAUUCAAACUUCCUAAUUCCUUUGAUAAUAUAUGCUUACCUUUUUA
Messenger RNA from Penaeus indicus, 6223 nucleotides. RefSeq names its product pleckstrin homology domain-containing family F member 2-like (gene rush). Gene Ontology annotation, molecular function: phosphatidylinositol binding; metal ion binding. The coding region runs from base 197 to 1432 and encodes 411 amino acids. Lineage: Eukaryota; Metazoa; Arthropoda; Malacostraca; Decapoda; Penaeidae. The record is from RefSeq and is a predicted model, not a curated record. The transcript is spliced from 10 exons. Gene Ontology annotation, cellular component: early endosome. Gene Ontology annotation, biological process: endosome to lysosome transport; endosome organization.